Parnassius mnemosyne (clouded apollo) is the source of this 1389-nucleotide messenger RNA. The record is from the annotation of a GenBank genome assembly. NCBI's taxonomy places the organism in Eukaryota, Metazoa, Arthropoda, Insecta, Lepidoptera, Papilionidae.
AUGGCGGUGAAUAAAAUUAUGAUUACAGCUGGCAUCAUCACUGUGGUGCAGGCGGUUGGACAGCUAAUUUUCACUGGCUUAGGCCUGGCGCAGUACUUCUGCGUCAUCGACUUCCUGCAGGAGCUGCCGCUACUCCUUUACAUCAGGAUAUUAUAUUUUCACAAUCCAGAUCAUUGCGGAUUCCGGAUAAACAUCGGUCACGCUAUCGACGGCAUCGCCGACCAGGCGUUUGUGCUCAUCACUCGCGAGCCACUCCCUGUAUUCCGCACCUUCAUUAUCAACUGCACAAGCGUUGGUCUCAGCACCCUCUGGAUUAUUACCAGCGGCAUCUUGAUGACUGGGGGUGCGAAGAACGCCCGGACAAGGCUUGUGCGGUGGCCGUGGAUCAUCACCACCGUGUUCACGUGCAUCCUGGAUGUCGUUGCCUCGGUAACAUUUAUCAACGACUCCUUUUAUACGAGGACGCUAUCGGACAUAAUGUCGUACGUUGGUGGCAUGGUGAGUGGGAUCGGAAACGCAGAGCUCAACACAGCGUGGGCCGCUUGGGUGAUGACAAUGGUGUACUCGCGUUUCGUCGCACUGUUCUUCACUAACCUGCUGCUGCUCGUGCUGGUGGUGAUCGACGGCAACCUUCAGAGGAGCAAGGCUGACGUGCAAGUGGAAGCUCCCAUUCCAGCUUCCAUUCCAGCUCCUCCCACACCUCCAAUCAUGGCUCCGUUGUCUACGUGUUCGAUACGAGACGAAGAGGCCAGUUUGCCUAGUGAAGAAGUGACUAGGAUACCGCGACCCGGACUCAGUCGUGCCUUCCGUAGGAUGAAGACGCUUCUCUUCAAUCGCCAGGCUACACCCGCGCCACGUCGCUCAUCCGUGCCUGAAUCAUUAGAGCCUACACCUGAAAGAUCCCCUCGAGCGGCGGAUGACAAGAAGAGGACGGUAAAUUUCCCGGAGAAUCUUCUCUCUCUACCGCAAAGGUUGGAGAACUUGAUAGCGGAACAACAGCGAAGGCUGGACCGGGCCGUGAUAGACACUUCGGGGCGGAACGUCCCACGUGCCUCGCAGUCCUUACCGCAGCUCUCUACUGAAACUGAUCAAGACAACAUAACGCCUGAAAUAAACCGCGGAAGGCGCGGUACCGCGGCCGAACUACAGGGCCAAAUGCCUUGGGCUUACAUCCCCGCAUCAGCCCACCGCAUGCGAGACCAGUUGCCGCCUGAUGAAGACUUACCACCCGUCCCGCUGCCUGAUUACACCGCCAUACCCUCGUUUAGGAAAACUUCCGUUCACCGAGCUGCUUCUAGUCUAAGUUCUUUGACGCAGAAAAGGGAGUACCUUGCAGCGAAGGCGGGGCGACGUAAGUCCCCUCUGACGCAGUCGGACGUUCUGUACUAA